CGUUAGGACGGUCAACACGUGGGGAGGAGAGACAAGAGACACACAUACACACACGCGAAGCGGGGGGACACGUUGGGAUUGUGCUGGGCCUUGAACACGUAACAUUAAUAUUAUACGGUGGCGGUGCAAGGGACGCAUAAACACAGUGAGUAUAAACGUGUAGCUGCUAGGGUCUAGAGGAGAUGCCACUGAGGUUCCGGUCCUUUGUUCCAUAUACGCUUCCUGGAGUGCUGGCGCUCAUAGGCUGGUGGUGGUACAUCUCCCGCAAGAAAGAGCGAAUCACCAGCCACGACAGUGAAGAGGGGUCAGUUAUGGGCUUGCGAACCUCCUCUGGUGAGGGCAGCAAUGGCAUGGUCGACAAGAGCUGCCCCGCUGCCAGCAGCACACACCGCAGAACCAGCAGAGACCGCAUCAAGGCCAAAGAGCACAGACCUGUUGAGCAGGAAGUUGUAGCGGAGAUACACACGCCGGUGCUAAAAGCCACUGCGGGGGAGGCUCUCGGCGCCCCUCCAGUUGUUUUGGCCAGUGGACAGCUAAGCGCUCCUCAGAGCGGUACAAAAUCAGUCCCCUCACAAAGCCACCCAGAGACAACAACUCCUGUCUCAUCUUCAACCCCGACAAAAACAGUGGAGGAGAGCACUCAUCACAAAGCACCAGAGGCCAGCACUGGCAACAAACCCUCAAACCAGUUACCGUCAGAUCUAGCAAGCACUGUUUCAGUCAAAAAGCAGAUCGAAAACCAACCACUAACUAAGCAGCGUCCCACAGUGCUAGCCAAAGCAGAGCGACCUGAACCUGAGGGAGAGGUGGCCGCUGAAACCUCAGCACCGACUUGCACUCAGAAUCUCCCAGCCGACCUUUUAAUAGAUGAGCUGCCCUCUGCUACAUCUUCAACAGCGAGUGAGACGGUCUUGCUGGAGACCUGCAACCCGAAAACGCCACUAACUCUGACCUCGUUCCCUACCUCCACCAGCACGCCCCUUUCAGAAAGCUCCACGGAGGCUCAGCACCAUGAAAACGGAGACCUGGGCUUGCCGACCGAGACCAGUCCAGACAUGCAGGAGCUCCAGCGUCUCGCGGCGGGGCUGAUCACUGAGGUCAUCUCGGCAGCCACCCAGGAGGUCAUGGCGGUCAGCAGCUGUGAGUCCCGGUACAGCAAGGGCUCUGAAGCGUCCGACAGCAGCACGCCGGCUGUAAAUGGCAAGGAAGUGGAGUCGUGUGUACCUCCUGAGAGCGAGGAAAGCACAGAGUCACGGGCGGCGCAGAUAGCAGAAGACGUCGUCAACGGUUGUUUGGCACCUUCGCUCUGGAAGAUGCCGGAGAAUGAGAAGGCAAGAGGCUCAUUGACUGUGCCGUCUGGGGAACAGUUGGAGUCCACGCCGAUUCUGGCCAAGCUGCAGGCGGAAGAAGCUCUGGUGGAAGACUCGGGUUGUAGCACGUGCCAGUCCGAGGAUGGCAUCAGCAGCGAGGAUCUCCACAGCACAGGGUUGUCCUCGAACGUGUCUGAGAGUAAAGAGGACCUCAUUCAAAUUUCAGGGACUUGUAGGGCCUCUGAGGGUCAAGGAGAUGGACUGCAGGAGAGUCUUGCUCUAAUUGCCCCUCAGGAGUCUCCUCUUACCGCAGAAAACGUGGCUACAGUUUGCGAGGCAGCGCGGUUAAAUGGAACAGGCUUUAGAAAUGGCGGUGCUAGUGAGGUAGAAGCCGACCAAUCAGGAGGUUCAGAUGUGAAUAGCAUGGAUUCAGUGGACAGCUGUUCGACCUUGGGGGCGGGAGACGGCCUGCCGAGUGGCAGCCAGACCUGUCAAUCACAGAGCUCUGAGCUUAUUGUGUGGGAGAUUGAGGUGCCAAAGCAUCUAGUGGGACGGCUAAUCGGUAAACAAGGGAGAUAUGUGAGCUUCCUGAAGCAGAGCUCUGGUGCUAAGAUCUACAUUUCAACCCUGCCUUAUACUCAAGAGUUUCAGAUCUGCCAUAUAGAAGGAACCCAACAGCAGGUAGAUAAGGCGCUGGCCUUGAUUGGGAAGAAGUUUAAAGACUUGGACCUGACAAACUUGUACGCCCCACCUCCCCCACCACUAACGCUGCCCUCUCUGCCCAUGACUUCCUGGCUUUUGUUGCCCAAUGGAGUGACGGUCGAGGUGAUCGUGGUGAACAUUGUAUCAGCCGGUCACCUGUUUGUCCAACAGCACACUCACCCUACGUAUCAUGCCCUGCGCAGUCUGGACCAGCAGAUGUUCCUGUGCUAUUCACAACCCGGGACGCCCCCCUUGCCAUCGCCCGUUGAAGUUGGAGUGAUUUGUGCAGCCCCAGCUGUAGAUGGAGCCUGGUGGCGAGCGCAGGUCAUCUCCUUCUACAAGGAUUCAACUGAAGUGGAAAUUCGAUAUGUUGAUUAUGGUGGCUAUGACAGAGUCAAGAUUGACACCCUUCGACAGAUCAGGUCUGACUUUGUGACAUUACCGUUCCAAGGAACAGAAGUGUUAUUGGACAAUAUCGCUCCACUUCCAGGAGAGGAUCGGUUCUCAGCAGAGGCCAAUUCUGCACUGGAAGAGAUGACAAGAGGGGUUCCAUUGCUGGCACAAGUCACCAACUACGACAAUAAUACCGGACUUCCUUUAGUACACAUGUGGAACAUGGUGGGAGAGGAGCUGGUCCUGCUCAACCGCACUUUGGCAGAGCGAGGUUAUGGAACUUGGGUGGACAGUUUCUGAUCCUCCAGAGCUCCCUCGCCCUCCUCUCCUAACUCACUUUGUGGCCCACCUGCCCCUUAAUUAUCACCAAUCACCAUGAAUAUCUGCAGGUUCUGUCCUCCUCACCCCAUCGUGUCCUCCACCACCUCCUACCUGAAGUGUGCAUCACUGGCUCCUGGAGUUUUUUUUUUGUUUUUUUCGUUUGUUUUUUGGUUUGCUGUCCUCUCCAUCCUGCCUUUUUCUAUUUUCUUUUUUUCUUUUCUAUCCCCUUGCGUAAGAAAUCGAUGUACUGUAUGAAAAAAGAAGAGUCAAGCGUCAAUGACCGAACGACCAAUAAGGACUGAAGCUUUCUUGACUCUCUGCUCUUGUAAAUUUAAGAUAUUGUAACUAAAUAAAGGUUAAUCACGUUUUCCGUCCGAUCAGACUCCUUCCAGCACAAAAAAAUGCCUGUGGAUUAUCAUGCCGUGGAUAAAAUCUGUAGUAAUAACGAAAAAAAGUACAUUUAUGAAGAUAACUAUGGUGCAGUUAAGACUCAGAGUUGUUGCUGCUGACGUAAUUUUGGGACUUGAGACAUCAUGUUUGCAUUUACAUUUAUCAUGGCUUAAUCCGGUUGGGUGGGUUUUGAAAAAGCUGAUCUAUAGAUCCGGCAUUGGAAUAAACGACUACAGCUCCUUGUCGUCUAUCUUGAUGUCUGUCUACAACAGUGUGGCCUUCGAGGGUGAUACACAGCCCAUCUCAUGACCUCCCUCUUCACCACACUCUGGAUCUGUAGGACUCCCAACAGCCUUUGGCUUCAAUGGGCCUGACACCAAGAGUCACUUCAUUUACUUCACCGAUUACAGAGUCUGUUAAUCCAGGAGACGUCUGUGCCCUCCUGACCUUUGGGCCUUCAUAGGAAAGACUAUGCUGAGUCUUCAGCCCUAGAGCGACACUAGAGUUUGAAUGGUGCUGCUACAGAAGGCAAAAGGCCAUCCUUUAUGCCGAAUUCUGACCUGUGGGGACACUAAAUGAAUGAUUACAAAAUCCAGAACACUACUGUGUGACGAGGACAGCGGGGCACUUCUAUUCUGGGUGGGUGAACUACAUUCAAUGGAUCUGUGCGUUUCUGUAUGCAUGUAAUUUUGCUGUAAAGCACGUCGAUUCACAUGGCGUAUUAUCAUCUGGUUAAUGGGGCACUUGCUUUUGUCUCACUCAAGAUCCGUCUCGCAAUAACGUCACGUCAAGUAGACCCAUUGCCAUUAAUUUCUCUUUGCAUUCUGUAAAUAACAUGGUACACGGUGUCCAAUCCCAACAACCCACCCAAUUGGCUACUAGGAGAAGCUGACAAUACACCUACCUGUCUCGGAGAAGAUAAAAAGCUUUAAGCCUUAUCCAUUUCUCUUUUUUUAUGUUGGUUUUACAUGGGAUGUCUUUAGGUCUGCUUUAUUACUGUAUAAUUUGUGGAAGCAUAAUGGCACAGAGAUUAAUAUUCCUUUUUUUUUUCUUUUUUUGUAUCUUGUCAUUGAUCAUGCUCUUUCAGUCAUGUAAUGGCUUUUUGGCCAAGGCUCGUCCCUUUUUCUGCUGCUGAAUUAUUUCUAAUCUAAUGUUGUUGGACUCCAGAAUGUCUAAGGUCGUCCUUGCAGAAGACUUUUCCAGGCUUUUAGCUUGGCAUUGUGGUUUUUUUUUUUUUUUUAAGCCCUACAGUUGUUAGCCUCUAAAGCCCUGUGAUAAACUUUCAUUCGUGUGAUUAAAAAUAAACUAAAGCUCCCCGUUAAGGCUUAUAUUAGCCUUGACCAGAAAAAAAAUUGGGUAAAAACAGAAAAUAUAGGUUUUUACACUUCUUUUGAUUCUGUAAUACACACCGCUGACUUUAGUUGUAGUAUAGAGCGCUAAAUAUGUGAAAACUGACAGCGUCGGAAAGUAACGUCAGCUUUAAAGCUAGUUGUCUGUGAGAGGCAUUACACGGUUUUCCACUCUGCUAUGUUUUCUGCAAUAUUUCCCUCACAAGCUCUUGUUUCUGUACUGUCCUGCGUUCAUCUCAGGUAUGAGCUUUUCAUUUCUUACCUUUGUGUUUAAGGAGAAAUAUUAGUCCUAUUCUUUCAGGAAUUGAUGUACUUGACCUGUGUGAACGAGCGCGGCCCAUUAUAGGUCUGCCUGCACUACAGCAGGUGAAUAAGGAACCACACCGACCUCAGAGCCGAAACGUUUCAUUGUUCUGUGUUUAGGUUUGCUCGUUUUACGGUUUUUGUAUCGAUCAAGUCAAAUUACUCUCUGCGUACGCUCAUAUCUUGACUGACAUGGCCUCCUACCACCAGUUCAAAUGUGUCCUCCUGUAUGUUCCUACCUGCUCUUCUGUAAUGAAAAAUCACGCUACUUUAGACUUGUCCAGGUGUGUGUGUGUGUGUGCGUGUAUAUAUAAGAUGUCUCACUGUACUUUUGUAAAAACACUGGAGCGAGUGUAGGAAACAAAAGGGAACAUUAUUAUUAUUUUUUUCCACCCCCACCUUGCGAAAUCUGCUCAUUUGUUCUCUGUUGGUAGGAAUGGUUUGAAAUGUUUGCUAGCUAGACAAUUAAUCAUUUGAUUAUUUAAAUGAGUGUAAGAAGUCCUGCAUAGACAUGUACAGGUCAGUUUUUGCCAGACUCAUUAAAAGGUUUGAUUCUUUGGUUGUACAGAUCUAUUGGGAAAAAAAGAAAAUAAAGUUAUUAAAAACA
Messenger RNA from Puntigrus tetrazona (Sumatra barb), 5375 nucleotides. It is a transcript of the gene akap1b, whose product is annotated as A kinase (PRKA) anchor protein 1b. Gene Ontology annotation, molecular function: RNA binding. The record is from RefSeq and is a predicted model, not a curated record. NCBI's taxonomy places the organism in Eukaryota, Metazoa, Chordata, Actinopteri, Cypriniformes, Cyprinidae. Bases 183 to 2705 code for a protein of 840 amino acids. The transcript is spliced from 11 exons.